AUGAAAGGGGUAAUAAAAAUAAAAGCAAAAAAAAAGCACCCAAAACUUAAAGAAGAUUUAAAUGAAAAAGAAUUAGAUGAAUUUAAAGGAAUUAAUAAAGAAAAUAAGAAAGAAUUGAGCAAUUUUAAAAUAAAAGAUGAAGAAAAUUUAAAUACUUUUAGAAUAAAAGAUCAAAAUGAAAAAGGGAUAAAUAAUUUUAAAAUUGAUGAUAAUAAAAAUGAAAAAGAAUUAAGAGAUUUUAAAAUAAAGAUUGAUAAAAAUGAAAAAAGAUUAAAUGAAUUUAAAAUGAAUAUAAAAGAACAGGAUGAUAUAAAGUUAUACGAGAAUAACAGGAACAGUUGUUAUAAUAAUAAUCUUGAUAAAAAUAUAAAUUAUGAUAAAAUAAAUAAUAUCAAUUCAAAAUGUAAAAUUGAACAGGAAGUAAUUAAUGAAGAAAAAUAUAAUUUAAGUAAUAUUAAUGAUAGAACCUGUUUAGGACUUGUUGUUAAAAGUAAAGAACAUGAAAAGAAAAUAUAUGAAAAUUCUAAAAAUGUAAGUAAUUUAAAUGAGAAAUGGAAGUUAUUACCUGCCUACUUAAAAGUAAAAGGCUUAGUUAAACAACAUAUUGAGUCAUAUAAUUAUUUUAUAAAAAGAGAAAUAAAAACGAUAAUGAAUGCAACUACAAAUAAAAUUAUAAAAUCUGAUAUUGAUGAGCAUUUUUAUGUUGAAUUUUUGGAUAUAAAUGUUGGAACCCCAUCAAUAGAAGAAAAUAUGAUUGAAACUAAUUUAACUCCUCAAAUUUGCAGACAAAGGGAUUUAACAUACUCAGCUCCCAUAUAUGUAGAUGUAGAAUAUGUUAAAGGGAAUAGUAUAAUUACGAAAAAUAAUGUAGAAAUAGGAAGAUUACCAGUUAUGUUAAGAAGUGAUAUAUGUGUAUUAAAUAAUAAAAAUGAAGAAGAAUUGAUGAAACUAGGUGAGUGCCCAUAUGAUCCAGGUGGAUAUUUUAUAGUUAAAGGAACUGAAAGAGUUUUAUUGAUGCAAGAACAAUUAUCAAAAAAUAGGAUUAUUGUAGAAAUGGAUAUAAAACACAAUAUAUGUGCAACUAUUACAUCUACGACGGCAGAAUCAAAAAGUAGAUGCGCUAUUGUUUAUAAAAAUAACAAGUUAUAUUUAAAACAUAAUUCAUUUAUUGAUGACAUUGGUGUUUGUAUUAUAUUAAGAGCUAUGGGUUAUGAAAGUGACCAAGAAAUUUUUCAAAUGGUAGGAUCCCAAGGAAAAUAUUUAAAUGGGAUCUUAUUAUCAUUAUAUGAAUUAUACACUGAAAAUAUUAAAACUAAUUUAGAUGCAUUAUUAUAUAUAGGAAAGAAGAUUAGACCAAGGUUAUUAGCAAAAGGAUUUUUUAGUUCAAUGAAAGAAAAGCAAGUUAAAAAUGAGAAAGACAUAAUUGAAGAAGGAUUAGAUUUCUUAAGUAGAGUUUUGUUAUCCCAUAUUCAACAGAAGAGUAAAUAUGAUUUUCGUAAUAAAGCAAGAUGUAUAUGCUUAAUGAUUAGAAGAGUUUUAGAUAGUGCUAAUAAUAAAAAUGAAAUAGAUGACAAAGAUUAUUAUGGGAAUAAAAGAUUAGAAUUAGCAGGUCAAUUAAUAUCUCUAUUAUUUGAAGAUUUAUAUAAAAGAUUUUAUUUUACUUUAAAAAAGCAAAUAGAUCAAACAUUAAGUAAAUAUAUGCAAAGCAACUAUAAUUCCAAAUUAAAGAAUAAUGGAAACAUUAAUGAUAACUAUCCAGAUGUUUUUAGAAAUUUACCUAAAGACAUAAUAACAAGAGGAAUGCAAACAGCUAUAUCUACAGGAAAUUGGAAUAUUAAAAGAUUUAAAAUGGAAAAAAGUGGAGUUUCUCAAGUUUUAUCUCGUUUAUCUUUUAUUGCUUGUAUUGGAAUGAUGACGAGAUUGAAUUCUCAAUUUGAAAAAGGUAGAAAAGUUAGUGGACCUAGAGCUUUACAACCUUCUCAGUGGGGAGUUUUAUGCCCCUGUGAUACCCCAGAAGGUGAAUCUUGUGGUUUAGUUAAAAAUUUAGCAUUGAUGACACAUGUUACAAAUGAUAAUGAAAAUAACGAGAACUUAAUUGAAAUAUUAUAUACACUAGGUGUAGAAGAUAGUGAUAGUUUAACAGGAGAAGAAAUUUAUAAAGAGGGAGUAUUUUUUGUUAUUUUAAAUGGUAUAUUUUUAGGAGUUCAUAAAAGACCUAAAAAAUUUAUGAAAAGAAUAAGAUAUUUAAGAAGAUAUGGAAAAAUAGGACAAUUUGUUUCUAUUUAUGAUAACUUUUUACAUAAUGCUAUAUAUAUAUCAACAGAUGGAGGGAGACUUUGUAGGCCUUUAAUUAUUGUAGAAAAUGGAAAAUCAAAAUUGUUACCAGAACACAUUAAAUCUUUAGAAAAUGGCAAAAUUAAUUUUUUUGAUUUAUUAAAAAGUUCAGUUAUUGAAUGGAUUGAUGUUAAUGAACAGAAUAAUCUUUUAAUAGCUCUAAAUGAAUCAGAUAUUUCUUCGAGUACUACUCAUUUAGAAAUAGAUCCAUUAACUAUUUUAGGAGUUGUAGCUGGAUUAAUUCCUUACCCUAAUCAUAACCAAAGUCCAAGAAACACUUAUCAGUGUGCUAUGGGAAAACAAGCCAUUGGUGCUAUUGGUUAUAAUCAGUUUGUUAGAUGUGAUACAUUAUUAUAUUUAUUAGUUUAUCCACAAAAACCAUUAGUUAAAUCAAAAACAAUUGAGUUUAUUAAUUUUGAAAAAUUACCAGCAGGCCAAAAUGCAAUAGUUGCUGUUAUGAGUUUUUGUGGGUAUGAUAUUGAAGAUGCAAUAGUUAUGAAUAAGUCAUCUAUUGAUAGAGGAUUUGGAAGAUGUAUGUCUUUAAGAAAACAUUCUGUAGAAUUAAAAAAAUAUUUUAAUGGAUCUAGUGAUAUUGUUUUACCAUCUCCUUUAGUAAUUAAUAAGUUGCAACAACAAAAACUAGUACAGCAACAACAAUUAGAAAAUAAUAAUAAUAAUGUCCCCUCUAAAAUAGAAAAUAUAAAAGAGAACAGUGGAAAAACUAUAUCAAAUAUAAAUAAGGAUGAUUUAAAAAAUAGCACAAAUAAAGAUAUUAAAAAAUAUCAUUCCUUAGAUAUGGAUGGAGUUGCUUCUAUUGGAUAUUUAUUAAAAGAAGGGCAAGUAUAUGUUAAUAAAUUUUCUCCUAAAAAUAUAAAAGAUCAUGUUAAAGAUAUAGGAAAGAUAGAUAUAAAUGAUUUUAAGUUAAACGAAACUAAAUAUAAAAGUGUUUAUCCAUCUUAUAUAGAUAAAAUUAUUUUUACAGAAAAUUCAGAGGGCUUAAAAAUAUACAAAAUAAUUAUGCGUCAAACAAGACUACCUGAAUUAGGUGAUAAAUUUAGUUCAAGACAUGGACAAAAAGGAGUUGUUGGUUUAUUAGUAAAUCAAGAAGAUAUGCCAUUUACUGAAUCAGGAAUAUGUCCAGAUUUAAUUAUGAAUCCUCAUGGUUUUCCUUCAAGAAUGACAGUAGGAAAACUUCUUGAACUUGUAUCUUCAAAAUCAGCAGUGAUGGAUGGAGAAUUUAAAUAUGGUUCUAUUUUUAGUGGAACCCCAUUUGAAGAAGUAGCGAAAAUUUUAUUUAAAUAUGGUUUUAACUGUUCAAGUAAAGAACUUUUAUAUUCAGGAUUGACAGGAGAACCUUUAGAAACCUAUAUUUUUAUGGGACCAAUAUACUAUCAAAAGUUAAAACAUAUGGUUCAAGAUAAAAUUCAUGCAAGAGCUAGAGGCCCAAGGCAAUUGCUAACAAGACAACCAACUGAAGGGAGAUCAAAAGAAGGUGGAUUAAGAUUAGGAGAAAUGGAAAGAGAUUGUUUAAUAGCUUAUGGGGUUAGUAAUUUACUGUUAGAAAGAUUAAUGCUAAGUAGUGAUGUGUGCGAUGUAUAUAUUUGUGAAGACUGUGGUAUGAUGGGUUAUGAUUUAUAUUGCACAUUUUGUAAGAAAUGUGACAAAAACGUUGUUGUUAAAAUGCCCUAUGCUUGCAAAUUACUUUUUCAAGAACUUCAAACAAUGAAUGUUUUUCCAAGAAUUAUAGUGAAAGAAGCGUAA
Molecule: messenger RNA, 4095 nt
Organism: Plasmodium gallinaceum
Lineage: Eukaryota; Apicomplexa; Aconoidasida; Haemosporida; Plasmodiidae
Product: DNA-directed RNA polymerase III subunit, putative
Exons: 1
Coding region: 1-4095 (1364 amino acids)
Biological process (GO): DNA-templated transcription
Cellular component (GO): RNA polymerase III complex
Molecular function (GO): ribonucleoside binding; DNA binding; DNA-directed RNA polymerase activity
Source: RefSeq, a predicted model, not a curated record